AUGGAACGGGAAAACCAAACCAUUCUGCAGCAUUUUUUUCUGAAAGGGCUUUCUGGUUAUCCAAGGCUUGAGCUAUUCUUUUUCGCGCUCAUCUUAGUAAUGUAUGCAGUCAUCUUGCUGGGCAAUGGCACCCUCAUUGUAAUCAGCCUUUUUGACUCUCACCUUCACACCCUGAUGUACUUUUUCUUGGGGUACCUGUCCUUCUUGGACAUCUGCUUCACUUCUACCUCCAUUCCUUUCACCCUGGUAAGCUUCCUCUCAGAAAGAAAGACCAUUUCCUUCCUUGGCUUUUCAGUUCAAAUGUUCCUUGGCUUGGCUAUGGGGACAACAGAGUGUGUGCUCCUGGGCAUGAUGGCCUUUGACCGCUAUGUGGCUGUCUGUAAUCCUCUGAGAUACUCCAUCGUCAUGAACAAGAAUUCCUACAUGACCAUGGCAACUGGGUCCUGGCUUGUAGGUCUUGUCAACUCUGCAAUGCAAACAGCAUUUGUGGUGCAGCUGUCUUUCUGCCGGAAUGUCAUCAAUCAUUUUCUCUGUGAAAUUCUGACUGUCAUGAAGAUGGCUUGUGCCAACAUCUCAGGCAAUGAAUUCAUCAUGCUCAUGGCCACAACUGUGUUCACUCUGAUGCCACUGCUCCUGAUUGUCAUCUUGUACUUAUUAAUCAUUUCCAACAGUCUCAAAAUUCGCUCUUCUGAGGGGAAAAGCAAAGCCUUCUCUACCUGCUCAGCCCGCUUUACUGUGGUGAUAAUAUUCUACAGGACCAUCCUCUUUAUGUACAUGAAACCCAAGUCUAAAGACACAUACUUGGAUGCUACUAACAAAUUUGUAACUGUGUGCUAUGGAGUGAUGACUUCUUUGAUGAAUCCUUUAAUCUACAGCCUCAGAAACAAAGAUGUGAAGGAGUCCCUAAAAAAUCUGAAGAGAAAAUUCUUUGGCAAGUGA
Molecule: messenger RNA, 939 nt
Organism: Nannospalax galili (Upper Galilee mountains blind mole rat)
Lineage: Eukaryota; Metazoa; Chordata; Mammalia; Rodentia; Spalacidae
Product: olfactory receptor 13C9
Biological process (GO): G protein-coupled receptor signaling pathway
Cellular component (GO): membrane
Molecular function (GO): olfactory receptor activity; G protein-coupled receptor activity
Source: RefSeq, a predicted model, not a curated record